CUCACUGGACUACUGCACGCCACCUUCUCUCUUCCAACUCCAUCAUCAACAAUAAAGCACUGAACAAAAAAGAAUCCAUUUUUCUAUUUUUAUUCCACAAAAGUACCCCCCUAAAGUUUCACAUUUUGACACAAUUUUUCAAAGAAUCUUUCUCACUCAACAUAAAUCCAAUCUACCCAAUUUUGUUAUUUUCUCUUUUAAUUAAUGGUUCCAAGAUACAGCCUUUUCUGAUGUGGGUUUGCAUGGAUGACCAAUUUUUCAAGCUUGAUGGACAUAAAAGCUACUGGGUUUUGGAAUUUGGUGUGGAUCAUCUUGGUUCUGCACCCUUUUUCAAGGAUCUCUGCAAAUAUGGAAGGCGAUGCUUUGCAUAACCUCCGAACAAAUUUACAAGAUCCUAACAAUGUGCUGCAGAGCUGGGAUCCUACCCUUGUUAACCCCUGCACCUGGUUUCAUGUUACUUGUAACAAUGAAAAUAGUGUUAUUAGAGUUGACCUUGGCAAUGCAGCACUAUCUGGUCAACUAGUUCCACAACUUGGCCAACUUAAGAAUUUACAAUACCUAGAACUCUAUGGAAACAACAUAAGUGGGCCAAUUCCUAGUGAUCUUGGGAAUUUAACAAACUUGGUGAGCUUGGAUCUUUACUUGAACAGUUUCACUGGUCCUAUUCCAGAUACAUUGAGCAAACUGACGAAACUGCGUUUCCUUCGACUCAACAACAAUAGCCUGUCAGGUCAAAUACCUAUGUCCUUGAUUAAUAUAACUGCACUGCAAGUCUUGGACUUAUCAAACAAUCGUCUAUCAGGACCCGUGCCCGACAACGGAUCUUUUUCACUGUUUACCCCCAUCAGUUUUGCAAAUAACCUGGCUCUAUGUGGGCCAGUUACUGGAAAGCCUUGUCCCGGAUCUCCGCCAUUUGCUCCGCCACCACCAUUUGUUCCAACAUCCACUGCCCCCUAUCCAGGAGAAAAUAGCCCCACUGGAGCAAUUGCUGGGGGAGUGGCUGCUGGUGCUGCUUUACUGUUUGCUGCUCCUGCUAUUUGGUUUGCAUAUUGGAAGAGAAGGAAGCCACCAGAUCAUUUCUUUGACGUACCUGGUGAGGAAGAUCCUGAACUUCACUUGGGACAGCUUAAAAGGUUUUCCCUGCGAGAACUUCAAGUUGCAACAGAUACUUUUACCAAUAAGAACAUUCUGGGCAGGGGUGGAUUUGGUAAGGUGUACAAAGGACGCUUGGCUGAUGGCACAUUGGUGGCAGUAAAAAGACUUAAAGAGGAGCGAACACCAGGAGGAGAAUUGCAAUUUCAAACAGAAGUUGAAAUGAUCAGCAUGGCUGUCCAUCGGAAUCUCCUUCGGCUGCGUGGAUUUUGCAUGACACCAACUGAACGACUGCUUGUUUAUCCAUACAUGGCUAAUGGAAGCGUUGCAUCAUGUCUAAGAGAACGUCCCCCAUCAGAACCCCCUCUUGACUGGCCAACAAGGAAGAGAAUUGCAUUAGGGUCUGCAAGAGGCCUUUCUUAUUUACAUGAUCAUUGUGAUCCAAAGAUUAUUCAUCGUGAUGUGAAAGCUGCAAAUAUAUUAUUGGACGAGGAGUUUGAGGCCGUUGUUGGCGACUUUGGGUUGGCUAAACUCAUGGACUAUAAAGAUACCCAUGUAACAACUGCUGUACGGGGGACAAUUGGUCAUAUAGCUCCAGAGUAUCUCUCUACUGGAAAAUCAUCAGAGAAGACUGAUGUUUUUGGUUACGGGAUCAUGCUUUUAGAGCUAAUCACUGGGCAGAGAGCAUUUGAUCUUGCAAGGCUCGCAAAUGAUGAUGAUGUUAUGCUGCUCGAUUGGGUUAAAGCCCUUCUAAAAGAGAAGAAGUUGGAAAUGCUUGUUGAUCCAGACCUGCAAACCAAUUAUGUGGACACUGAAGUAGAACAGCUAAUCCAAGUAGCAUUGCUCUGCACCCAAAGCUCCCCAAUGGAGCGGCCUAAGAUGGCCGAGGUUGUGAGAAUGCUCGAAGGUGAUGGGUUGGCUGAAAGAUGGGAAGAGUGGCAAAAGGUAGAGGUAGUUCGUCAAGAGAACGAUUUAGCUCCAUCCCGAAGCUCUGAAUGGAUCCUCGACUCCACUGAGAACCUCCAUGCCGUGGAAUUGUCAGGUCCGAGAUAAGAGAAAACUACUAAUUUACUAUUUUUUACUCAUAUUUUGUCCGAAUGUAUUAUGUGAAUUACGUUUUGUGCAUUUAUUGUACGUAUAGAUUGCUCUUGUGCUCUUUCUAAUUUUUGUAAGAUGGACUUAGAUUAUAUAUUUAGACUUCAACAUCAGAAAUUUGUA
Mercurialis annua (annual mercury) is the source of this 2310-nucleotide messenger RNA. RefSeq names its product LRR receptor kinase BAK1-like. Gene Ontology annotation, molecular function: protein binding; ATP binding; protein kinase activity. Gene Ontology annotation, biological process: protein phosphorylation. Lineage: Eukaryota; Viridiplantae; Streptophyta; Magnoliopsida; Malpighiales; Euphorbiaceae. The record is from RefSeq and is a predicted model, not a curated record. The transcript is spliced from 12 exons. The coding region runs from base 247 to 2145 and encodes 632 amino acids.